Messenger RNA from Cavia porcellus (domestic guinea pig), 5987 nucleotides. RefSeq names its product LIM zinc finger domain containing 1 (gene Lims1). Gene Ontology annotation, cellular component: focal adhesion; cell-cell junction; cytoplasm. The transcript is spliced from 12 exons. The record is from RefSeq and is a predicted model, not a curated record. Gene Ontology annotation, biological process: cell-cell junction organization; positive regulation of substrate adhesion-dependent cell spreading; positive regulation of integrin-mediated signaling pathway. Bases 537 to 1547 code for a protein of 336 amino acids. Lineage: Eukaryota; Metazoa; Chordata; Mammalia; Rodentia; Caviidae.
GCUCAAGGCAGCAGAUACAAAGCUAGGAUCAGGAAAUUGUCUACAGUGUGGGAAAUUGGCUCCUUUACAGAUAACUCACAGUAAUGUGAAGCCACUGCCUGAUCCUGAUAAAUGAACUAAAAUAAGAGCAGAAGUACUGGAAGGGAAGUCUUUAUUUUGAGUUAAAGGAAGGGUGCAUGGAGAUACUGCAGGCAUCUCGCUGGCUUUGUGGGGGUGGCCUGAGUGUGGAGAGUCAGCAGCAGGUGGGUGGAGCCGGAGAAAAGGAGGAACCUGACUCUAAAUCAGCCACAUUCUGGGUACUGUAGGUGGAUCUAUCAUUCUCAAUUACUUAAAAGCAAGAAAAGAUAUUUGAAUUUCCACUGGCAGUAACGGAAAGGAUCUUGGGAGCAGGAAGAAUCUCCCUAAAGACUCCAGUUCCUCUGUGCUUCGGAGGCCUGACUUGGGAUGUAUCCAUUUGCCUCUUUGAUGGACCAACACCAAUAUAAAAUAUUGCAGAGCCCAGAUUGAUCCCCAGCACCUAGCAGGACAAAGGCAACAUGGCCAAUGCCCUGGCCAGCGCUACCUGUGAGCGCUGCAAGGGUGGCUUUGCACCGGCUGAGAAGAUUGUGAACAGCAAUGGUGAGCUGUACCAUGAGCCCUGCUUCGUGUGCGCCCAGUGCUUCCAACCCUUUCCCGAGGGGCUCUUCUAUGAGUUUGAAGGCAGGAAGUACUGUGAACAUGACUUCCAGAUGCUCUUUGCUCCUUGCUGCCACCAGUGCGGGGAAUUCAUCAUUGGCCGCGUCAUCAAAGCCAUGAACAACAGCUGGCAUCCUGAGUGCUUCUGCUGUGACCUCUGCCAGGAGGUGUUGGCGGACAUCGGCUUCGUGAAGAACGCUGGCAGACACUUGUGUCGCCCCUGUCACAAUCGAGAGAAAGCCCGAGGCCUGGGGAAGUACAUCUGCCAGAAGUGCCACGCCAUCAUUGACGAGCAGCCCCUGGUUUUCAAGAACGACCCAUACCAUCCUGACCACUUCAACUGUGCCAACUGCGGGAAGGAGCUGACAGCCGAUGCUCGGGAGCUGAAGGGGGAGCUCUAUUGCCUGCCAUGCCAUGACAAGAUGGGGGUGCCCAUCUGUGGGGCCUGCCGGAGGCCCAUUGAAGGGCGCGUGGUGAAUGCCAUGGGCAAGCAGUGGCAUGUGGAGCAUUUUGUUUGUGCCAAGUGUGAGAAGCCAUUUCUUGGCCACCGCCAUUAUGAGAGGAAGGGCCUGGCGUACUGCGAGACCCACUAUAACCAGCUGUUUGGAGAUGUCUGUUUCCACUGCAACCGCGUCAUAGAAGGUGAUGUGGUCUCCGCCCUCAACAAGGCCUGGUGUGUGAACUGCUUCGCCUGCUCCACCUGCCACACCAAGCUGACCCUCAAGGAUAAGUUUGUUGAAAUCGAUCUAAAACCAGUCUGCAAACACUGUUAUGAGAAAAUGCCAGAAGAAUUUAAGAGACGCUUGGCCAAACGCGAGAGAGAAGCAAAGGAUAAGGACAAGCAGAAAAAGAAAAAGCCAGUCUGUCUGUAAACCGUUCUGUCCCUUCUGUCACCGUUUCCACUGCUUCCUUCUUUGGAAUAAAUUUGUGGAAUUUGACAUGAAGCCUGUCUGUAAGAAGUGCUACGAGAAAUUUCCACUGGAGCUGAAGAAAAGACUUAAGAAGUUAGCUGAGACUUUAGGCAGGAAAUAACUUAAUUUUAUUUUUAUCUUCUAUGCAAAGAUAACCACCAUUACUUGCCUUGAGCCACCCUUACCAAAGCUGCAUCUCAAAACAGUUGAAAGUGAGGAAUGGUUUUAUCUCCUUUUUCUCAUUAAGAAAACUAGAAAGCCCCAAAAAGUUAAAUGUAACUUUUCAAAGUUAACAGAGUCAGCUUUUACCUGACUCAGAUUUUUUUUUUAAAGUAUAAACAUUAUUUUACUUUGUAUUCCAAAGAAAAUUACUUCUCAUUGCUGUUGAAGAAGAUAAGACGGUAGAAACAAACUAAAUCAGUAAUUAUAAAAUGGCAGUAUCACUACAAAACAGGUGUAUUCAGAAUGACUUGAUGCUAUUUUUCGUUAAAUGCAGUAAUUAUUAUGCUUAGUUUUUAUUGUGCUUGCUUUGUGAACUUCUUCCUUAGUACAAUUACUGAACACAGUAAUAGUACCUAGGUAAUAGCAGGUCUUUUAAAAUUGUGUUUAAACUAUAUCAAGUAGGGUCAGGAAUACAGCUCAGUAGCACAGUGCCUGCCUGGCAAGCAUGAGGUCCUGAGUUCAGUUCCUGGCACAAACAAACCCAACAAGUAUCUACAAAUACAGCCUUCUUAUACAUAAUUGGGAAAAUGAAGUAUUUUUAACUGUAAUACAGCAACAAUGCUUCUAAGCUUAAUCCCGAAAUACGUAGUCUUUGGGACAGGAAAUUCUAUAUAGCUGUGGAUGUAUCACUUUAAAAAGAAGUGGACUUAUAUGUAUUGGUCAUACUGCCUUUAUAACUCUGCUAAUAGCUAUGCUUUAUACAUAAUCAGAUUUUCCUUGCCUUAAAAGAAUACAUACAUUAUUCAGGGCUUCUGUCUGUUUCAUGUAAUACUGCGUAUAAAGAAGUAAUUGACUGAGGUUGGUAUAGUCAAAUUUAUUUACUGUAGCUUAAUUACAUUUUUUUAAACUUUUCACCUUUUUGGUAUACCUAGAGAAUACAUUGAUGUGUUUGAAGUUUUCCUUUUUAAAUCUCAUAGUUAAUUGGGUUUUAUGUACUGCAAAUAAGAGGUAUAAAUAGUAUCUUUAAAUUGGAAGAGGGUUUUAAUAUCAAUUUUGGAUCAAAAUUAGUGGACUAUCUCAUUUUAUAUGAAAUUUUAUCCUGAAAAUACCCUGGCCACUCUUUCUGGAUAAAUUUGUCACACAAAGCUUUAAGAACAUUUUUGAAAUGCCACUGUUGCUGUGUUAGCCUUGAAAAAGAAAGUUGCCAGAUAUAUUUCUGAGAGGAAAGUGAUUGUUUUUUAAAAAUUCCUUAAUCCUGUUUUCCCAUAAAGAAUCUCUCAGGGUGCUGCAUUACACACUUCUGUGCAUAAACUCUGAAAACCUGACUCUGUGCAUUGUAGAAGGACCUGUCUCUGUGUUCAGAUAACUCAUGAGCAACUAACCUUCCUGUGGCUUCGGAGUUAAAAGAGCCAGAAAUGAUGGGGCGCAGUCGCAGCGUCUGCGCACUCCAAGGCCGUGUGUGCUGAGGCUGGGAUGACAGUGCUCAGGCGUGGCCCUGUGUUCCGGCUCAGCGGGCUGGGUAGGGUGGGUGGGUUUGGGUUUGGGCCCAGCAGGUGUACCCCUGCCCUAAGGCUGUGGGGCCUGUGCAACCACUUUUCGAUGGCUCAUGGUGCUGGCCGGGCCCCUCCUGCAACCCUUUGCUGUGAAGGUGUCCCUGGUGGGCAGCCUCGUUGAGAGGCUUUCCGUCUGUCUGUCCUUUCUGCAGCAAGCCCAGCUGGAGACAGUGGGUGCAGGAGGACCCUCCCAGAGGUCGGGGACAUACCUGCACCUUUGAUCACUUUGCCAAAGUAUCAGCCUCUGAGUCCAGAAAGUGUUGGGUUGGUGCUGGAGCGGCUGGGAGCUUAUAGCAACUACACUUUCUUCACAGCAGCCACACUCUGGGUGCCUGUAAACACCAGCAGAGUCAGGAGUGGGAUGCUGGGUGUCAUUCACCAGAACCGAACACUCUACAGCGUAACAGGACGUGCAGUUGCAUGGAUGCAGUGAGCAGUUCCUGAAGGGGCCUGGCUCGGUGCCAUCUGGAGUGGUGGUGGCUUGCAGCUGCUUUUGCCAUUUCUGUUUUGUGAGAUGGGCCACCAAGCCACAGGGAAGGGGACAUCAGAGUGAUGGGCUCAAGGACGGGAAAGUGAAGGAGCUGAGAGGCAGGACUGCAUGGUCAUGGGGCACCUUCUGCAGCCCUGCCACAUUCCUGGUGAUUGCUCCUCCUAGGGUCACCUUCAGGUGCAGGAGUAAGGCAUGUGGGCGGCAUCUCCCAGCUGAGAUGGACACAGCACCUCAGCGAGGGAGUUUUGUUGAAGGUGCACACUGAACAGCUGCCGCACUAUAGCUCCAGCUCAAUGGGAAACUAAGGCAACAGCAGCUCCAACAUCUGCCUCGGGCCGGAGGUUCCUGCACCUGACAAGGAGGACAGGCCAGGAAUGCCCACCGGGGUGCAGCCUGGUAGGACCCAGCAGCCUCAGAUCGGGGUGCAGGAGGUGGGAGAGCCAUGGUGCUUGGAGGUCUCUCUGGACCCCGAUGGCCCCAGGCUGUUUCCCUGAAGUGGCACGAGAUCAGCACAGCCCGAGCCUGUAAAGGGAAGGUGUGGGGUGCACACUGAGGGGAAGGGCAGCAGGACAUGCAUGCACACCACUGUAGGUCAGAACUGACCUUGUCACUAGCUGUGGAGUCACAAAGGUGCUACCUGUACCCACCCACCAGGGGCCUGCAUGCCUCAGGAAGCUGGGACUGGUUGCAGCUCAGUGUUGGGGUGCAAGUCUGGCUUCCAGCCCCAGCACUGCAAGAAAAGCGCAAGUGGAAUCUGCAAAAUUGGGCUUAGCAGUGUCUCAGGAAAUACAGUGCGGCCCACCGCUUGCCCUGUGCACACCUGGCUUUGGUUUGCAGCGUUUUGUUGACAUUCAGCCAUGUCUACAAAGGUACUGGCCUGCAGUUUUUGUUGGCUUUUUCUGGCUCUAGAUUCGGAUACUUUUGUUUUGUUUUUGUUAUUUUUGUUUUUGAGGCAGGGUAUUACUGUGUAGACUAGGUUGACCUUGAGGUCACUGUGUAGCCCAGGCUGGCUUUGAACUUACAGCAUUUAGGGAGAGAGAAUAACCUUUUCAGCCAAUAGAGCUGAAACAGUUGGACCCCAGUAGGACUGGAAAGGCAGAGGGAGCGGUAGUGUUGCUCUGGUAGUGUUUGUGUGUAGCACAUUCCCCAGUGGUGUGGAGAAAAGACAAGGAAAAAGCCACAUAUCUUUGUAUCAGUUCUUUACUACCAAAAAGUAUAAAACCCCCAGAUGUCCUACAAGUGGUGAGUGGAUAAGCAGUGGGACACAGGGCUAGGGAUUUAGCUCAGCAGCAUAAACACCUGCCUUGCAAGCAGGCAGUCCUGAGUUCGAUUCCUGGUACCGAUUUAAAAAAAAAAAAAGAGCAGUGGGACACAUACUAGAGAAUGUUGCUCACAAUGGCACAUUAACCCAGGGCCACCUGGGCAGUUUUGAGUGCACAGGAUAUCCAAGCCGAGGCAUGCCUGGUGGAGGCUUUCUCCAGAGCUGGGGGCAGGUGGCCGGGAACCAGGUUGAGUGAUGCUUAUAGGAACCUGUAACUGUCCAAAAAUCUGUACUGUAGUACACCUCCAAAAUGGUUUUUCUAUGUGACUGUACUCAUUUUAUAUUAAAAAUCAAGUAAUCACGCUGUACCAGUUUCCUUCCUCUCAUCCUUCCUUUGCUGGUGCUUUCUUUUGAGGUGAACUUAGGACCUAAGCCUGCAGCUUUCCUUAGCAGCAGUUGCUGGUCUGGCACCCUCUACCCUCAAGCUGCUUUUCCUGCUAGAGUGGAUACGCAGGGGAGGGAGCGGCUCCUGUCCAGACAGCAAGCCCACACUUUCCACAUGGGUGGCAGAACUCUCCAAAUCUGUGAUUUUAAUUUUUAUCUGAUAUUUAAAAUUUAAAGCGAGGUAUUCAACUGUUACUAGAAAAGUUACUAAUUCUGUUUUUUAAAUCCAAAUUUUAUAAAGUUGAAAUACAGAUCCAGUAUUUCUGGUAAAAAUGUAGACUGUGAAGUCAAAUAAGUGCACGAAGUUUUCAAAAUUUAGUAAAGGGCUGGGAAUGCAGCACAGCGCCUGCCUGGCAAGCGUGAGAUUGUGAGUUCGAUUCCCGGUACCAAAAAUAAUUUAGUAUAAAAAGACAGCUUGUAAUAAUCUGUUCACAGUAUGUGGUGGAAUUAAACUUUAAUAUGUUGGGUUGAAUAAAAGCUUUCAGGGUAAA